AUGGCGCUCCCGGGCACCGAGACGAUCCGCUUCCGGCGCCCGACCACGGGCCCCAACGCAAUUGCGCCAAAGGAGGAGAAGCGCGACGAGUUUGGCUCCCUCGCGCCCCAGGGGUGGAAGAGGCGACACCAGGGCCUUCUCCAGGACCAGGUUGGCAGGCAGCAGAAUGGGCCCAUGGUGCCUUCGCUGUCGUUUGCGUUCCGCCUGCUGCUGCUCGUCCGCACGGCGGCGGCAAUGUACUCGAUCAUCUCUGACUGUGAUGAGGUGUUCAACUUCUGGGAGCCUCUGCACUACUUCCAGCACAACAGCGGGUUCCAGACAUGGGAGCAGUCGCCGCAGUUCGCGGUCCGGUCGUGGGCUUACAUCCUCCUCCACUGGCCGCUCGCGCACCUCGGCCCCAAGGCCCUCCGCCUCGGCAAGCGCCAGCAGUUCUUCGCCCUUCGUAUCUGUCUCGGUGCCAUUUCGUCGUUUGCCGAGGCCUCGUUCUUCCGCGCCGUUGCCGUCGCUGUAAACGAGCGUGUCGGUCGCUACGUUCUCUUCUCGAUGCUCCUCAGCGCUGGCAUGUGGAGCGCUAGCGUUGCCUUCCUUCCUUCGUCGUUUACAAUGUACACGAGCAUGCUCGCGGCGUCGUACUGGUUCCACCCGGCCACUUCGACCGCUACCGGCAAGAAGCGUGUCUACAUGGCCGUCUUCUUUACUGCUCUGGGCGCCAUUGUCGGCUGGCCCUUUGCUGCUGCCCUCGGCAUCCCCAUCAUCUUUGAGCAGCUCCUCUGCUCUGGCGGUGAGAUUGUCGAGCCUGCUGCCCGUUCGUCGUGGCGUGUGCGUCGGAUGAACACACUCGUCAAGGCGAUCCUGGCGUCAGCGUGCCUUGCGAUCCCCGUCAUUGCCGUCGACUCGUGGGCGUACGGCGAGCGUGUCUUCCCCACCCUCAACAUUGUUCUUUACAACAUGUUCUCCGGUAACGGACCCGAGCUGUACGGUACCGAGCCGUCGACCUACUACCUCGCCAACCUCUUCCUCAACUUCAACUUCCUUUCGCUGUUUGCUGUUGCGUCGCUCCCGGCCCUGGCGAUCACCUACCAGUUUGACUUCCGUCGUCUUGGCAAGACCCAGAUGAAGCCCAAGGUCGGCGAGUCGAGCCCCUAUGUCCUCCUCGCUACCCGCCUUGCGCCAUUCUACAUCUGGCUCGGCAUCCUGACCGCCCAGCCCCACAAGGAGGAGCGCUUCAUGUUCCCCGCUUACGGAUUCCUGUGCUUCAACUCGGCCGUCACCGUCUACCUCGUCAAGGGCUGGCUUGAGACUGCGUUCAUCAAGAUUACAAAGUCGCCCUACCGCGCCAGCCGCACCUCGUUCUUCUCGUACGUUUCGUUUGCUGCCAUCCUUGUGCCCUCGAUCCUGUCGGUUCUCCGCAUCAUUGGCAUGUUCUCGUUCUACCACGCGCCCUUUGACCUGGCCCUGCACUUUGAGUACCGCACCAUCCCCUCCAUCCUCGCCGGUCUCGGCUACUCGCCCAUCCCCUUCCCUCCCGACUUUAGGCCGAGGGAGGACGAGGAGGUCGAGCCCGAGUGGGACCUCACUCCCCUCCUGGAGCUCGACCCCCCCAUCACCCUCUGCUACGGCUCCGAGUGGCACCGUUUCCCCGGCUCGUACCUCAUCGAGCAGGGUAUCGACAUCCAGUGGAUCCGCAGCGAGUUUGACGGCAUGAUGCCUCGCCAGUGGGAGCAGUCCGAGGCCGACGGCUGGUGGCCUCGUACCGAGACCCGCGUGGUCCACCCUGGCCGCUUCAACGGCGAGAACAAGGCCUCGGCCGAGCCGGGAACCUACGUCCCGGUCGACCAGUGCAACUACCUCGUCGCGCUGCACCUCCCCUCGCAGGAGCCCACGGCCCUGCAGCCCGACUACGUCCACUCGCCCAAGUGGGAGAAGGAGUUCUGCACCACGUUCCUCGACGCCGCGUCGUCCAAGUGGUGGGCCCGCCUCGUCUGGCUGCCCUGGAACAUUGGAGACAGCGGCCGCGUCUACGGCGAGUACUGCCUGUUGAGGAGGGCUUAA
Messenger RNA from Apiotrichum porosum, 2052 nucleotides. It is a transcript of the gene ALG9, whose product is annotated as mannosyltransferase. Gene Ontology annotation, cellular component: endoplasmic reticulum membrane. Gene Ontology annotation, biological process: protein N-linked glycosylation. NCBI's taxonomy places the organism in Eukaryota, Fungi, Basidiomycota, Tremellomycetes, Trichosporonales, Trichosporonaceae. Gene Ontology annotation, molecular function: alpha-1,2-mannosyltransferase activity. The coding region runs from base 1 to 2052 and encodes 683 amino acids. The record is from RefSeq and is a predicted model, not a curated record. The transcript is spliced from 5 exons.